This is a messenger RNA of Musca domestica (house fly), 4523 nucleotides long. Its product is annotated as autophagy-related protein 13 homolog. The transcript has a single exon. The coding region runs from base 705 to 2438 and encodes 577 amino acids. The record is from RefSeq and is a predicted model, not a curated record. Gene Ontology annotation, biological process: piecemeal microautophagy of the nucleus; protein localization to phagophore assembly site; autophagosome assembly. Lineage: Eukaryota; Metazoa; Arthropoda; Insecta; Diptera; Muscidae. Gene Ontology annotation, cellular component: phagophore assembly site; cytosol; Atg1/ULK1 kinase complex.
CGAAAUUCCAUUCAAUUUCAACGGGUAAAAAGAGAAACACGAGCAAUCAAAGCAAACGGAAGAACAAACGUCGGACGAGAAAAAAAUCGUAGACAUAUUUGUAAUUUUCCGAGAAUAAAGAAAUGCAAAUUGAUAAAUAAUUCCUUUGUUAUAAACAGCGACUACAGUGAGAUAAACAAAUUUAAAAAUAUAAACACAGAUAAAAACGGAUGAAAUGAAAUUAAUGCAAUGCCACUGAUGCAAAACAAGGCAAAAAAGAAACAAAGUGAAUCUAAAAAAGGGUGUGUAAUGCUUGAUCUAUAGCAGAUAUCAAAAGUUAAAAGUAAUCAGCAGACACCAACAAAAAUGCAAGAAAAAAAUAUAAAAAUGCGGAAGUUUAAUGAAAUUUUGCAAGCAAGAAAAUAUUGAACGGAGGAAAUAUACAUUAAAAACAAAAGAAGCAAACAAAAGUAAAAAAACGAGAAGAAAAAACUUCUACGAAAUUCCAAGAAAUUGUGCAUGUGUUUGUUGUUUUCAUUGAGUGAGUGCAUGUGACUGUGUGCGUGUGGUGCCUAUAGAGAGAAGCAACAGCAAACAAAAACAACAACAAUAAUAAAAACAAAACACGACGAACACAAACCAUUUUAAACGAGAACAUUUGUUCAUCGAUAAAACAACAACAAUAUAGACAAAACGAAGAAGAGGAACAAAGCAAACAUUGCAAUAUGUCGACACAACGCAUUAAUGCAGCCGAAAAAGAUUUGGAGAAAUUUAUAAAAUUUCUAGCCUUAAAGUCCACCCAAGUUGUGGUACAAUCAAGACUUGGUGAAAAAAUACAAACAAAAUGCAAUCCUUUGGCCGGCAACGACUGGUUUAAUAUCGUUGUCGAAGAUCAUCCAGAUGUUCAUGCCGAAACGAAGAAAGCCUUGGCUUUGUCACCAGGAGAAAACAUCUUGAAACGUCUGCCCCUUUGCGUGGAGAUUUCUUUAAAAACAGCAGAAGGUGAUCAAAUGAUAUUGGAAGUAUGGUCUUUGGAUUUACAAGUAACGGGAGGCGCUGGUGGUGCCAAUGGUGGUACCCAAAGCAAGAACAAAGAUGUUGUCACCAAUGAAAAGGCUGGUCUUAAUCAAAAUAUCAAUACAUCACAACCCGAAACGCCCUGUCUGAAGACGGCUCAUGCCAUCUACAAUCGCAUGGGAAUGCUGUUAAAGUCAUUAAUUUCAUUGACACGUGCCACACCCGCAUACAAGUUAUCCCGACGCCAGUGCCCCGAUUCGUAUAGCAUUUACUAUCGCAUCUACGUUGAGAAACCCCAGGUUCAUGCAUUGGGCGAGGGCCAUAAAACUGUACGCAUUGGUAAUUUAAACACGAUUGUGGGUAAUUUGGUUAUGAGCGUCUCCUAUCGCACCAAAAUGACAAUUACACCGUCAGCCACAGCUGCACAGGCGCGGACACGAGAAUCGAAUACCAUCAUGAUUGAUUCCAAUCACUUUAAGCAUUGUGAAAAUAACAGCAAACAAAAUGCGGGUACAGCCAAUAAUAAGAAAGGAUCUGCGGGUGGCUUGGGUGGUGAUAAGAAAAUCAUUGAUAUUGAGAAGCCCUUAAGGCCAGGUGCCUUCACAGAUGUGGGUAAAUUGCGCCAAUACACCGAAGAUGAUUUUGUUUUGCCAGAAACUCCCCCAUUUGAAUGGCUGUUGCGAAAACCUAGGCAUGAAAGUACGGGUAGUACGGGCACAGGGUAUGGUGGUUCCAUUGAGUCUCUAAAUCGUAAAUGUGAGUCUCCACAAACGUCGCCACUGGGAAAUGGUCAUCAACAUAAUAUCAACAACAAUGCUGCCAAUAACAACAAUAACUGCUCGGCGACAAAUAACAAUGUAACAGCCUUUAAGAGUUUGGAGAAUGAUGAAAAUUUGCAACAACAACCAGCACCCGCUGCCCAAUUGUCUCAAAAAUCUCCCAAUAAUUCAACACACUCCCAAUCACCUGUCAAAUCGUUAUUUAUACCCGCCCCAAUAAACAGUAAUCUACACAAUAGCCGACAGCAGGCCUCCUCACCUCAAUCGAUAACCCUGGCCCAUCAUCUAUCAUCGGAAGAUGAGAAUUUACUCAAAGAAUUGAAUUUCCCCUUUGCCUCACCCACCUCACAUGUCAAUGAUUUGGCGAAAUUUUAUCGUGACUGUUAUCACGCCCCGCCCCUUAAAGGUCUAUCUGAAAUUCAGGCUGAGACAUGUUCGCAAGCAGCCAACUCGGUGGCUAACAACCAGCAGCAGCAACAUCAAACACUUUCCUCCUGCAAUUCCAAAGGUGAAUAUUCAUUCGUUGAUGAUCUUUCCAAGCAAUUGGAACAAUUCGAAACUUCCCUGGAAGACUACGACAAAUUGGUAUCACAAUUUAAUAACCUGCAGACAUCAUCGUCAACCGGUAGUCGUAGUAGUGGUGGUCUACAAAUGAGCAACUAAAAAAGUGGAAAGAGUCAGUUGGGCAACUGACUGUCAAACAGCAUGUAUAUUUGUAGAAAUCGAAAACUAAAAAACACAGGAGAAUAUUUAAUAACAAUUUUUAUUUUAAAAUACUAUGUACAAAAGAUUAUCAACAUUAACGAAACAGAAAGAAACAAAGGUACUGAUAUAUUGUAAAUUGUAAUUAAAAACAUACGAGCUUUUUUGUUUGUAAUUAUGUAUUUUGAAACAACAAAAACAAAAGAAAAACAAAUUAUUUUUAAUUUAUAUUUUACAAUUUGUAUAGUUAUUUUUUAGGUUAAUGUUAUUUUUUUCUGUUUGAUAAUGAUGUUGCUAUUGUUUAAUUUAUAUGUAAUAAUAAUAAUAAUGUGAAAACAAAGAAAUGCAAAAAUAUAUUUUUAAAAAUUAUUUUAAUAAGAUACCAAAUUCAAAAAAAAAAAAAAAAAAAACACAUUUUAAUAUUUUGUUUUAUUUUUAUUGGUUCCUUACUUUAUUUUUAUAAAUUUUUUAAACAUUUUGAAAGUACUAUGAUAGGAAAAUGACGGACAACAAUACACACCUUAACACAAAAUGUAAUUGAAGUUUACGGUGAAAAGACACUACACCAAUUUUAAAUGGGAGGAAAAAUCUAGAUAUUCCAAAUGAAAAGAAAAAUUGAUGGGCAAUAGAUAUACAACCUUUCUCAAGGUUUCCAUACCUCCAUUAUAUGAAUUGAUAGAGUAAAUUCCUGGAUGCAAAGAACAAUUAACGUGGGGAAUUCAAAAUACAAACAGACAGCAGAUUUUCUAAAUAAUUCAGAAUACAAAUAUGCAAAUAAAAUCGCAAAGAUAUAAUUAUGUGAUACAAACUAUAUAUACAAACGCAAGGUCCUGUGCAAUAUAGUUUUCAUAAAGGCAGAUAAAUAUGUUAUAAAUAAUAUGUUAACAACCAUUCGGUUAGAAAGUAUGGUCUGAUAAAUAUUUUUUAUCUAGUCAAUAGGUAUUCUAUAGGUAUAAUACCUUCAAUGGGUCUCCUGAAGAUCAGAAUUUCUGUCGAUGUUCGUAGGUGUAUGUGUAUGGCCAUAAGGCGUAUUUUUCAGAUGGAAGAUGUAAUAGUUGUACUCAAUAGAUAGAAGAGCUUCCAUCUCCUUUUUUCAUGAUACAUCGGACAUUUUUAGAAAACUUUGCAUGUAUUACAGACAGAUUUAUUUUAAAAGACCUUUAACAAAUAGGGGACGUUUAUUAGGUCCUUCAAUUUAUAAUAGGUAUCUAUAGGUAUUUCCUCCAAAGAAAAUACUUACAAAUAAAUAUCAAACAAAAUGCUGCAGCUACUACAUCUGGAAAGCAAGUAAGAAAAGAGGAAAAUGAACAGCGGCCUCUGAAGCAUUUAAGACAGUAGUUGUAUGAAAACUUCGGGGAAGUUUAUCCAAUCCGGAUCAAAACACAGAACAUGGUUGAAUAAUAUUUUUUCUCAUUUUUUUUGCCAAAAUCCUCAGCGGUAGAUUUUUAUAAUUAAUUAAAUCGCAAAAACCUUGUAUAUAUGCGUUCUGAAAUAAGAUAUAAAACAUAUAGCGUUUAAAAGGUCGCAUCUGUGCUUAUCUACCAUUAACGAAUCCAUCUACUUGGAGUACCCAUAUUGUAAUCCCCAGGUUAUUCUUUGACACUUGUUCCUUUUCAAAGAGAGCUUAGCAUCCAGCGACUCUUUGGACUUUGUCCAAUUUUCUAUCUGUAGAAGCUUUUGUCUAGAACGUGUCACUGGGCCUAGGUCUCUUAUGUCAAUUUUGACUAAAAUUACUUUGGCCUUUUUAUGUCGAGUCUUUGUUGCUAUUAUGUUAAAUGGUUCAUAUAUAUAUAAACAUACCUAAUGAACUAAAUUAAUAAACACUUUUCCACCUGAUAUUCCAUUUGACGAAUGUCCAAUGAACUUUUUUAUUUUGCUUCAUUAAAACUUAAUUAGUUAUUGAACUGCAAAGUACUAUGGGAGGGAAUUUUACAAUUUUGAAGAGAACGCAUUUUGUAAUAAAAGAAAACGACAAGAACAGCAAAGUAUUAUUGUCAGUUCGUCACUUGAGUCAAUGGCUAAAUAACACUGGAAUAUAUAUAUAUA